GGCAACACUACAAAUACAUAAAUAAAGUAAAUAAAUAAACAGCAUGGGUAUGUUUAUGUAAAAUGUUAGUAAUUUUCCAGCAAUAUUUAAGAAGAUUCUACUAAAUUAUUAGCCUGACUUACGUAAAUUAUGGCUCUGAGAUUAUUAUCAAAUCUUUCACCAUCUCGAAACAUCGCUUUAAAUCUUUUGCCCCGCGUCUUAUCGUGUGAAUUUGGAUACCAAAGUCAGACUUUUCACUCUAGUAAUGUUAAUCACAAAAUAGAAAAAUGGCCUGAUCAAAAUGAAUGGGUAUAUCCUCCUCAAAAACCUGGUGAACCUCGAAGGCCAGCUUUUGUUUGUCACUAUCGAGAAAAUAUCAAGUAUUCUCCCAAGAAAAUGUGGUACAUUGCUUGCUUGCCAAGAGGCUUAUCUGUGGAUGAAGCAAUUAAACAACUAUCAUUUGUCCCGUCAAAAGGAGCUGUCAUUGCAAAAGAAGUCAUUCAAGAGGCUCAGGAAAUGGCUGUAAAUGAACAUAAUGUUGAAUUUAAAAGCAACUUAUGGGUUGCUGAAUCAUUCGUGGGGAAAUCUCUCAUCAUUAAAGGACUGAGGAGGCAUGCUCGUAUGCGUUUUGGUUUAGUUCAUUACAGAUAUUGUCAUUACUUUGUACGUUUAGUUGAAGGACCCCCUCCAAAGCACUACUACAAACCAGAGCUUACAGGCAAUGAAAAACUAGAAGAAUACUUUGCAGAACUUAGAGCCCGAAGGAUACAUAGAACAUUGUAAAUAGAAUAUUGCGAUCUUUUCAUGAAAUAAAGCACUUUUUAAUGUAAAAUAUGUUCCUUGAAUAGAUAUAAAAUAAUUAAUGAGCUA
Argiope bruennichi is the source of this 849-nucleotide messenger RNA. RefSeq names its product 39S ribosomal protein L22, mitochondrial-like (gene mRpL22). Gene Ontology annotation, biological process: ribosome assembly; translation. NCBI's taxonomy places the organism in Eukaryota, Metazoa, Arthropoda, Arachnida, Araneae, Araneidae. The record is from RefSeq and is a predicted model, not a curated record. The transcript has 6 exons. Gene Ontology annotation, molecular function: structural constituent of ribosome. Bases 130 to 762 code for a protein of 210 amino acids. Gene Ontology annotation, cellular component: ribosome; mitochondrial large ribosomal subunit.